Ostertagia ostertagi is the source of this 261-nucleotide messenger RNA. Lineage: Eukaryota; Metazoa; Nematoda; Chromadorea; Rhabditida; Trichostrongylidae. The record is from the annotation of a GenBank genome assembly.
AUGUUCGUCAGCGGUGCGAUCGAAAUGGAUCGGGAAGCAAAAUCCAAUGUUCUAAUCAUCGGUUUGGGAGCAGGUUAUCUGAACACCUAUCUUCAUAGCACGUAUCCCAAGAUGAAUAUUACUGUGUUAGAGAUAGAACCAAAAAUGGUUGAGAUUGCUCAGAAAUGGUUUGAUCUAGUGCUGGACGAUUUGCAGCGGGUGAUUACGAUGGAUGGUGUUGAGUUUCUCAAAGAGGCUGCAAAAGAAGGUGGGGCAUAUUGA